Messenger RNA from Erythranthe guttata (spotted monkey flower), 4477 nucleotides. It is a transcript of the gene LBA1, whose product is annotated as RNA helicase. Gene Ontology annotation, molecular function: hydrolase activity; RNA helicase activity; DNA binding. The record is from RefSeq and is a predicted model, not a curated record. Lineage: Eukaryota; Viridiplantae; Streptophyta; Magnoliopsida; Lamiales; Phrymaceae. Gene Ontology annotation, biological process: nuclear-transcribed mRNA catabolic process, nonsense-mediated decay. Gene Ontology annotation, cellular component: cytoplasm.
AAUCUUCCCCUUUUCAUCCUCCGCUUAACCCCUUUUUCCUUCCCAUCACCAAACCCUAACCCUAAUAUUCUCCAAUUCACCCUAGAUUUCUUCCGAUUCUGCACAAUUUCGUGAUCUCUGUUCUCCGCCUCUGUAAAAUUGGUUAGGGUGCAGAGGAAGGACAAACAUGGAUUCACAGGCGAACAAUCUCUACGAGACGGCGUCGCAGCCUGACACCGGGAACGAUGCCUACACCUUUCUGGAAUUCAACACCCAGGGCGAAGAGGACUUCGACUACCCUGAAUUUCAAGAGCUCUCGCAGCCAAUUCGGUCAUCUACCUCAGCCUGGCCCACACCCUCCGAUUCUAUUUCCCCCGCCGAGGUUCCUUCCUCCUCUGAACCCUCUCAGUCCGCUACUAAACCCCGCGGCGGCAGCACUGGCGGUGCAAAUAACAAUAAUAACAGCAAGGAGACCGGGGUGGUGGAGGCUUUGGCUGCGGGGAUGAGUGGUCUGAACUUUGAAGACACUGGCGGCGACGACGAGGUCUUCGAUUAUGGCAAGGGGGACUUUACUGAGCAUGCUUGCAGGUAUUGUGGGGUCACAAACCCAGCUUGUGUGGUGCGCUGCAAUGUGCCUUCCUGUAGGAAGUGGUUUUGUAAUUCACGAGGCAAUACUUCUGGUUCUCACAUUGUCAAUCAUCUGGUGAGAGCAAAGCAUAAGGAAGUUUGUCUUCACAAAGAUAGUCCCCUGGGAGAAACAAUUCUUGAGUGUUAUAACUGUGGUUGUCGAAAUGUUUUCCUUCUUGGAUUCAUAUCCGCAAAGACAGAAAGCGUUGUUGUUCUGCUUUGUAGGGAACCUUGUCUUAGUGUUAAUGCAUUGAAGGACAUGAAUUGGGACUUGAGCCAGUGGUGUCCUCUUAUUGAUGAUAGAUGUUUCUUGCAGUGGUUACUGAAGGUCCCAUCUGAGCAAGAACAGUUGAGGGCUCGACAAAUUAGUGCCCAGCAGAUAAAUAAAAUAGAAGAACUUUGGAAGUCAAAUCCUGAUGCUUCCUUGGAAGAUCUUGAGAAGCCUGGUGUGGAUGAUGAGCCUCAACCUGUAGCUUUGAAGUAUGAAGAUGCUUAUCAGUAUCAAAAUGUUUUCGCACCAUUGAUCAAGCUGGAAGCAGACUACGAUAAGAUGAUGAAAGAGUCUCAAAGCAAAGAUAGUAUCACUAUUCGAUGGGAUAUCGGUCUUAACAAGAAGCGAAUUGCUUAUUUCGUCUUUCCGAAGGAAGAUAAUGAGUUACGCCUUGUACCUGGUGAUGAACUACGACUGCGUUAUUCAGGUGAUGCAGUUCAUCCCUCGUGGCAGUCAGUGGGUCAUGUGAUAAAACUGACUGCACAAGAGGAGGUUGCUCUUGAGCUUGGUGCCAGUCAGGGCGUUCCUGUUGAUUUGACCCAUGGUUUUAGCGUCGACUUUGUUUGGAAGAGCACGAGUUUUGAUCGGAUGCAAGGGGCCAUGAAAACAUUUGCUGUGGAUGAAACCAGUGUCAGUGGGUACAUUUAUCAUCAUCUGCUUGGGCAUGAAGUUGAGAUGCAGAUGGUUCGUAAUACUUUGCCCCGCCGUUUUGGUGCGCCGGGUCUUCCAGAACUUAAUGCAUCUCAAGUCUUUGCUGUCAAAAGUGUCCUGCAAAAGCCUAUAAGCCUAAUCCAAGGUCCACCCGGAACGGGUAAAACUGUGACAUCUGCUGCAAUUGUGUAUCACAUGGCAAAACAAGGCCAGGGGCAGGUUUUGGUUUGUGCUCCAAGUAAUGUGGCUGUAGACCAGCUAGCUGAAAAGAUAAGCGCCACUGGUUUAAAGGUUGUCAGACUUUGUGCUAAAUCAAGGGAAGCUGUUAGUUCUCCUGUGGAGCAUUUAACCUUGCACUAUCAGGUUAGACAUCUCGAUACAUCUGAAAAGAGUGAACUUCACAAGUUACAGCAGCUGAAAGAUGAACAAGGAGAGUUAUCUAGUAGUGACGAGAAAAAAUAUAAAGCGCUCAAGCGAGCAACUGAACGGGAGAUAUCUCAGAGUGCUGAUGUCAUCUGUUGUACAUGUGUUGGGGCUGGGGAUCCCCGGCUAGCAAAUUUUAGGUUCCGCCAGGUUCUUAUUGACGAAUCUACUCAAGCAACGGAGCCUGAGUGUCUUAUCCCUUUGGUUCUUGGAGUGAAACAGGUUGUUCUUGUGGGAGACCACUGCCAGCUUGGUCCGGUCAUUAUGUGCAAGAAAGCUGCCCGGGCUGGUUUAGCCCAAUCUCUGUUUGAACGACUUGUGCUGCUUGGUGUGAAACCAAUUAGAUUGCAGGUUCAAUAUAGGAUGCAUCCAGCUCUUUCAGAGUUUCCAUCUAACAGCUUUUAUGAAGGUACUCUUCAAAAUGGAGUGACCAUAAACGAAAGGCAAUCACCCGGCAUUGAUUUCCCCUGGCCAGUACCAAACCGUCCUAUGUUCUUCUAUGUACAGAUGGGACAAGAGGAGAUAAGUGCUAGUGGAACAUCAUACCUAAAUAGGACUGAGGCUGCAAAUGUUGAGAAAAUUGUGACUACAUUUUUGAAAAGUGGUGUUGUUCCUAGUCAGAUUGGUGUUAUAACACCUUAUGAAGGUCAGCGAGCAUACAUUGUGAAUUAUAUGUCCCGAAAUGGUGCUUUACGGCAGCAACUAUACAAAGAAAUUGAGGUAGCUAGUGUAGAUUCAUUCCAGGGAAGGGAAAAAGACUAUAUAAUUUUGUCUUGCGUGAGGAGUAAUGAACAUCAGGGCAUUGGUUUCCUCAAUGAUCCACGCCGGCUUAAUGUUGCUCUCACACGUGCUCGUUAUGGUAUUGUUAUCUUGGGAAAUCCUAAAGUUCUAAGCAAGCAGCCUCUAUGGAAUGGCUUAUUAACACACUAUAAGGAACAUGAGUGCUUGGUUGAAGGACCUCUGAGCAACCUGAAGCAGAGUAUGGUUCAAUUUCAGAAGCCUAAAAAGAUAUACAAUGAUCGCAGACUUUUCUAUGGUGGUGGACCAGGAAUUGUUCCCAGUGAUGCCUUUGGUGCCUCAAGCUCAAACACUGAUAGAAGGGGUCCUCGCUCUAGGGGUCCUUACAUGCCUACUGGCCCACCUAAUGGUGCUCAUAAACCCAGUGUUCAUCCUUCUGGUUAUGGAAUGCCUCGGGUACCCGUUUCUCCAUUCCAUGGAGGGCCUCCAUCGCAGCCAUAUGCCAUUCCUGCUCGUGGUGCUGUACAUGGACCUGUGGGGGCUGUUCCUCAAAUUCCGCAACCCGGAAGUCGAGGAUUUGGUGUUGGGCGGGGGAACUCCAGUGCACCUAUUGGUAGUCAUCUUGCACCACAGCAAGGCACACAACCCCCUAUUGGAAGUCUUCCUUCUAACUUCAAUUUCCCGUCCAUGGAGAAUGCUAGCAGCCAGCCAAAUGUGGGUGGACCACUGUCUCAACCUGGUUAUGUUUCUAAUGUGACGGGUCAAGGACCAAGUCAAACAUAUAGGGAUGGAUUCUCUAUGAGUGGCAUGUCUCAGGAUUUCUUGGCAGAUGAUUUUAAAAGUCAGGGCUCGCAUAUCCCAUAUAAUGUUGCUGAAUUCUCCACUCAGGCUUCUCAGAGUGGGUAUGCUGUCGACUACGUUACACAAGGAGCUCAAGGUGGAUUUCCUGGGAGCUUCUUGAACCAGAACUCUCAAGCUGGUUAUACUCGUUUUGCUCCAGGAAAUGACUACAUGUCUCAGGAGUAUAUGGCCCAUGGGUCGCAAGGAUUAUUUACGCAGGCUCCAUACAAUGAUCAAUCUCAAGAUGAUGCUUCUCAGAACCAUUUUGGUGCAAGUCAACUUCAGUCACAGAGUUUGCUGAACCCCCUAUACUCACAGCCUUUUGCUCACUACAACUCACAGCCGAUAAAUGUACAAAAUCCUCAGCAACACCAUUCAUCCCAGCAGGCUCAAGGUUCCCAAAAUCACUACAAUGGUUGAGUAUGUGACGGGUUAUUGUCUUUGCAUUUCAGCAAUCUGGUUUGUGCUGUCAUGAGUGGCUGUAUUAUCUUCCCGUAAAGAGAUAUGGUUCUAGAGUUUGCCAAAGGUUGAUUAAUGACACAACACUUUUUGAGGAUGAUGAUUUUGAAACACAACUAAGAAGAUUAGUUUGAUUGAAAUAGAAAGGUUCUCAGUUUGAGGCAAAAUACUCGGCUGCACAACUAGAGCUGAGGAGAAAGAUAAACCCCCAAUGAUGUUGAGAGUUGAGAGAGAGAAUUUACACGGCAUAUGGUGUUGUCAGCACAGGGUCCAGGAACUGAGUCGGUUACUUGGAUUUAAGUGGUGUGUGUAUAAAAUGGUAGAGCAGCCACUGCUGUAAGUUUUAUACGGCAAUUCCCCCGUGCAGUUCUUGUCUCGUCUCUCCUGACAUGUAAUUAUUCUCUUAUCAUAUUUUUUCAAUGUCGGAUAUGCGACUGUAAUCUUAAAUCUCAGUGAUUGCAACUAGUAUACUACUGUGAUUUGCUAGGC